Trifolium pratense (red clover) is the source of this 1314-nucleotide messenger RNA. RefSeq names its product GEM-like protein 1. The coding region runs from base 267 to 1094 and encodes 275 amino acids. The record is from RefSeq and is a predicted model, not a curated record. Lineage: Eukaryota; Viridiplantae; Streptophyta; Magnoliopsida; Fabales; Fabaceae. The transcript has 4 exons.
GCGUUGAAGAACAACAAAGAAGCAAGCAAGCAAGCACGGAGUCAAAUAAUUUGACGGUUUGGGAGAAAAAGAAUAGUUACAAUUUUGAAAUUGAAUUCAAGUCCCACCCACGUACUACUACUACUACUCUACUCUAGUGCAUCUGAUUGAUUGCUAAAUUUCUGAUUUGCCCCAAAAAGAGAGAGAGAAAAAAAAAGAAUAUCCUCUCUGAACUCAACACAAGUCGUGUUUUGAAAUUCAGAAUCCGAUCCUCCUCCUCAAUCAACAUGAGUAGUGGUGUUGAUCAACCUCCUCCUCAAUCUCAACCUGAAACUCAAACCCCACAUCAUGUUCAAGUCCAACCCACCAAUAUCAAACCCGAAAACUCUGCCUCUCACACCGCUGAUUACGCUCCAUAUCCCAAACUUGACCCAAACGACGUCGUUCCACCACCUCAACCUGCUGCUGCAACUCAAUCUCGUGCCACCGAUGCUGCCACCACUAUGCCCGCCGAAUCUAAUCCCUAUGUCUCUCCGGCGCCUGUUUCCGCUCCCACAUCUGCUAAGAAUACUUUAGAUUCGGUGAAAGAUGUUCUUGGAAAAUGGGGAAAGAAAGCUGCUGAAGCUACCAAGAAAGCUGAAGAUCUUGCUGGAAAUAUGUGGCAGCACUUGAAAACGGGUCCUAGUUUUGCUGAUGCUGCUGUGGGGAGGAUUGCUCAGGGGACCAAAGUUCUUGCAGAAGGUGGCUAUGAGAAGAUCUUUAGACAAUCUUUUGAGACUGUGCCAGAAGAACAACUUCUUAAAACAUAUGCAUGCUACCUCUCCACUUCUGCUGGACCUGUCAUGGGAGUCUUGUAUUUGUCAACUGCAAAGCUCGCUUUUUGUAGUGAUAACCCACUUUCUUAUCAAACCGGUGACCAGACUCAAUGGAGCUAUUAUAAGGUGGUCAUUCCAUUGCAUCAGCUGAGAGCAGUGAACCCAUCCACAAGCAAAGCCAACGCGUCCGAAAAAUUUAUACAGAUUAUCUCCGUUGACAACCAUGAAUUUUGGUUUAUGGGCUUUGUGUACUAUGACAACGCUGUUAAACAUAUCCAAGAAGCAUUGCAGUCUCGCUGAUACACGUUGGACUGAAAAACAUCAUGUAUUAUACCAAAUUCGAAGUCUGUGUUGAUAAAUGUUUCUCAAUUCACAAAAUCAUGAAACAUUUUAUCUUUUUACUGUAGUUUGUGGAGCUGUUAUAGUAUUGUGAUCAAAACUUGAUCGUUGUGUUUUACAUGUGUGACAUCAUAUUAUUACAUUCUAAAUGUUGAAGUUGAUUGAUUUGUUGUAAGUUCAA